Molecule: messenger RNA, 1788 nt
Organism: Laetiporus sulphureus 93-53
Lineage: Eukaryota; Fungi; Basidiomycota; Agaricomycetes; Polyporales; Laetiporaceae
Product: transcription factor
Exons: 11
Coding region: 1-1788 (595 amino acids)
Biological process (GO): regulation of DNA double-strand break processing
Cellular component (GO): site of double-strand break; nucleus
Molecular function (GO): protein binding
Source: RefSeq, a predicted model, not a curated record
AUGGUCGACACGGAUGUGUUCGCAGCGAUGGGCAUUUCCGGCUUUGGAAAGAAGUCAAAGCAGAGACAGCUCGACCCAAACCGCUUCGAGAAGAACAAACGUGGAGAGACAAUGGGAUCCUCAACAGCGGCUCAGAGGAAGGAAGAAGACGAGACUGCUCCUGCUCCGGCAAGCACGCCGUAUGUUAAGGUGCAGCCUGCUCUAUCGCCCUCACCAGCAGAAUCAGAGUUCGAUGUGGACGACAUUGGCCCUCCGCCCCCUCCUCCGGAAAUCCACGCAGACCAGAAUCAAGAAGGAGAGCCUGAAUUUGACGUUUCGGACGACGAAGACGACGACACCCCCCAAUUCCCCAUCACUCACGAACUAUUGCUGAAAGAUCAUACGAAGGUCGUGUCUGCCUUGACUCUCGAUCCAUCAGGAGCGCGGGUGUUGUCGGGCUCGCACGACUAUGAUUGUAAGCUGUGGGACUUUGGUGGGAUGGACUGGAGGUGUAAGCCAUUCAAAACUUGGGAGCCCGCGGGUACUUACUACAUCCACGACCUGAAGUAUUCGAAUGACGGGCAGCAGUUCCUUGUUCUGUCGGGAACGAUGCAGGCCAAGCUGUACGACCGUGACGGAGAAGAGCUGGCCACUUUCGUAAAGGGUGAUCCGUACAUUCGGGACAUGAAGAACACAUCCGGACAUGUUGCCGAAUUACGCUCUUGCGCUUGGCAUCCGCACGACCCUCAAACGUUCAUCACAAGUUCCGUUGAUUCUACGAUACGGAUAUGGGACGUUGAGAACAAGCGGAAGCAGAAGACUGUGAUUGUCGUGAAAUCGAAGGAGCGAGGAGCCCGAACGAAGGUCACUUCUUGUGGGUACUCUCCUGAUGGCAGUCUGAUUGGAGGAGCUUGUCUAGACGGCGCUCUGCACAUGUGGCAAACUAAAUCAAAUUUCGUGCGACCGAGCAUGACAGUAGAGGCAGCUCAUACCAAAAACACUGAACCUGGCUCUCUGGUUUUCUCUGUCGACGGCAGGACAGUGCUCACCAGGGGCGGCGAUGACACAGUAAAGUUGUGGGAUCUUCGGGCGUUCAAGAAACCCCUUGCAACGCGGUCUGACCUUACAACGCUGUAUCCGACAACCAACGCAAUCUUCAGCCCGGACGACAAGUAUGUUGUGACAGGCGCCGCGGCGACCUCGAAGGGAGGAAAAGGUCGCUUGAUGUUCUUGCGCAGGGACAACCUGGAGUCCGUGAAGGAGCUCGAGGUUGGCACAACGCCGGUGAAGGUUUUCUGGCACUCCAAGAUCAAUCAAAUUGUGACCGGACUAGCGAAUGGCCAGAUCUGUGUCCUGUAUUCCCCUCAUACUUCCAUCAACGGCGCGAAACUGCCUCUCAACAAGGGGGCACCCAGGAAGGCGACGGUCGAAGAUAUGUCAGAUGCAGUGUCCGCCCCGACCAUCCUUACUCCGCACGCAUUACCGAUGUUCCGCGAUGGAGAUGGCAUCGCGCGAGGCAGCAAGCGCAAGAGGGAGAAGGAGCGCAUGGAUCCCCGCAAGAGUCGGAGGCCCGAGUUGCCCGUCACUGGUCCUGGCCGUGGUGGACGUGUCGGUGCAAGUGCCACGCAACACGUCGUGCAGAAUCUUGUGCGGGACACAACGAGAGAUGAAGAUCCAAGAGAGGCAUUGCUCAGGCUCGCAAACACAGACGAGAACCCGAUGUGGACAGCUGCCUGGCGCACAAAUCAGCCCAAGCCCGUGUUCGCAAAGGCGGAAGAGGAGGAGCAGACGGAGGAAGACAAGGCAUAG